Schistosoma mattheei is the source of this 351-nucleotide messenger RNA. NCBI's taxonomy places the organism in Eukaryota, Metazoa, Platyhelminthes, Trematoda, Strigeidida, Schistosomatidae. The record is from the annotation of a GenBank genome assembly.
AUGUCAUCCAACCAAGGGAAUAAGAUAGAUCGGUACGAAAUCUUCCGCAUUCGUCAAGGCAUGAGGCCCAGAAGUAAUGAUGAGGCAUAUUUUGAUUGCAGUGGCAGUCCUAUGAUCGACGGAUUUGAUCACAAGAUACGGGUUUACAAUAAAAAAGGAGCAACAGGAAAUCAAAGAGGAGUCAAUUCUGAGCAAACAUAUGGAAGCAAAAAUAUAUCAGACUGUAGUUAUCAGCAAGAUUUUGAUGAUAACUUAGGUCCAUUGGUUACUUAUGGGAUCGACGAUGAACCGAAGCCAGGUGAUAAUAAACUAAUUUGGAUCAGUGAAUUCAUUCACAACUACAAAAACUGA